Messenger RNA from Ceratotherium simum simum (southern white rhinoceros), 537 nucleotides. It is a transcript of the gene HES3, whose product is annotated as hes family bHLH transcription factor 3. The record is from RefSeq and is a predicted model, not a curated record. Gene Ontology annotation, molecular function: protein dimerization activity. Lineage: Eukaryota; Metazoa; Chordata; Mammalia; Perissodactyla; Rhinocerotidae.
AUGGAGAAGAAGCGACGGGCGCGCAUCAAUGUGUCGCUGGAGCAGCUCAAGUCAUUGCUGGAGAAACAUUACUCGCACCAGAUCCAGAAACGCAAGUUGGAGAAGGCAGACAUACUGGAGCUGAGCGUCAAGUACAUGAAAAGCCUUCAGAACGCAGUGCAAGGGCUCUGGCCGGUCCCCAGCGGAGCCGAGUACCCGUCGGGCUUCCGCGGCUGUCUGCCCGGCGUCAGCCAGCUUCUGCGGCGCGGAGACGAGGGCGGCGGCGGCCUGCGCUGCCCCCUGGUGCACGAGCGCGCGGGUGGCAGCACCAUGGACAGCGCUGGCCCCGGCCCGGAGGCGCCAGCGCGUUGCGGCCCCUAUGCUCCGGCCGUUUGGGCCCCUGCUCCGGCUGCCGGCAGCUCGCAGUCCCCGCCGCCCCGGCUCCUCUUCCCUGGAGGUCUCCCCGGCCCGUCCACCAGCGUCCCGGAGCCGCAGCCGGCCUCUCGCCGCUUUGCCGAGAGCCCGGGGCCGGGGCUGCGCGUGUGGCGGCCCUGGUGA